Messenger RNA from Phytomonas sp. Hart1, 267 nucleotides. Lineage: Eukaryota; Euglenozoa; Kinetoplastea; Trypanosomatida; Trypanosomatidae. The record is from the annotation of a GenBank genome assembly.
AUGGGAAAUCCCUCUCACGGAGGUGAACGACCAAGUCGUCCGAACCGAGAUCGAAUUCUGAUGAUGAUGGCUUGCGAUACACCAAUAAAUCGCAUCGUCGCUGUACUCGACGACCCAAAACCGAUUUUCAUCGAUAUGUCGACACUCCAACUCGAUGCCCAGGAUCAGGAGUGGGUGACUGCGGAGAUCCACCAUCACCACCGCAUCGCGCCGCCGCAGGCCCCAGACUGGAAGGGCAUAUUGAAGACGAUGGAAGGCCCGACUUGA